CUCGCUCUCCCUCUCUCUCUCACCGUUUCACACACAUGCGUCGACAUCGUACUCCUUGGCAGACAUGCUUAAGCUCUCUCUCCGUCUCUGUGUGCUCUGCAGCUGCAGCAGACCAUUGCGCCCACAUUGCACAGGAGGUUAUUUCAGCCACUGAAGUCAUUCGUCGUCAUUGGCGUUCGGGACGAGCUCACGAAAAGGAUGGCAAGCGUGCGGACUGUGCGUGUGUGAACGUAAACGCGCGAGGUUUCGGAGGCUGCUGCGAACCUUCAUCUGGCCGUCUGAGGAAUCCGUGGACGAGGAGAGGGCAAGAAGCAGAGGACAUAGAUUUGUCACAGCGCGUAAACAUCAGCGUCGUCUGAUCAGACAUGGUCACCGCAUAGGAAUCCGGCGCCACGGCGACGAGGUACCUCAGACUCGGAGGUCGAGAGCUGAGACAAACAUGGCGCUCGAGGAGAAGCCGGGUGUGAAGAGCAGCGGCUCCAUUGUGCCCUGUUUCCUGUUUGUAGAGCUGGUGAUCAUGGCUGGGACAGUUCUCCUGGCUUACUACUUCGAGUACACAGACACCUUCCCCGUGCACAUCCAAGGGUUCUUCUGCUAUGACAAAACCUUCUCCAAGCCUUACCCUGGACCAGACAACACCAGCAAGAUCCCCCCUGUCCUCAUCUACUCGCUUGUCUCAACCUUACCCACCCUCACGAUUCUUGCUGGAGAAUUAUGUGCAGUCUUCACCAAGGCAGAGGGAACCCAGGAGAAGACCAUCGUCACUGCAGACUGCUGCUACUUCAACCCCCUACUGAGACGCAUCAUCCGCUUCUUAGGUGUCUAUGCCUUUGGUCUAUUUACUACAAGCAUCUUCGCCAACGCCGGGCAGGUGGUGACAGGAAACCAGACUCCUCACUUCCUCUCAGCAUGCCGACCAAACUACACGGCCCUGGGCUGCCAAUCCAGCACGCAGUACAUUACAGAGCGCCGGGCCUGCACCGGCCACCCUCUCAUUGUCAUGUCCGCACGUAAAUCCUUCCCAUCCAAGGACGCAGCGCUCGGUGUCUACUCUGCAGCGUACACAGCGAUGUAUGUGACGCUGGUGUUCAAGACCAAAGGUACACGUCUGACCAAGCCCACCGUCAGCUUCACCUUGCUGUGUCUGGCAAUGAUCGUAGGCGUUGUCAGGGUGGCCGAAUAUCGCAACCACUGGGCCGACAUCCUGGCGGGAUUCUUCACCGGGGGAGCUAUCGCUGUGUUUCUAGUGACUUGUGUGAUUAACAGCUUCCAGCAGACACAGCCCAGCCCUUCUGCGCAACGACCCCAACGCCCUCAGUCAACGCCGGGUAUGCCCAUGGUGACGCUGCCCUGCGUCGAGAGCCCACUGGAAAAGUUCAGUGGCCCUCAGCAUCCAGCACUUUGCUCGUCACCCCCACUCUACAACACCUACGCUCAAGCAUUCUAACCAACGUGAAGUCUUUUCAGCUCUCAUCUUCCUUUGUUCUCAUAUUUCUCUUUUGUACAUGUAAAGUAGCACAAGCCACAAAGACAUCCUCUCUCACCCCUACAUCCCUGUGCAUCGCUCUUGAUUAGCCUUCUCUUCGCUUUCCUCUCUCUUCCGCCUCCCCCCAUCCUCUCCUCUUUCUCACUCCUCUCUUUCCCCUGCAGAAGACUCCGCGGGGAUCUCCGUUCACCGAGAUCACAUGACCAUCAGCCCUAUCGGUUCCCCGCCAAACCCGAUGUCCUCACACCGUCUCGCUCCAUUUCCAGCGAAGUCUAGACCGGGCCGAACAGCACUCUCCUCGUUGUGCCGCACAUCCGACCGGGCGGCACGCAACACUUUGCCGCUCCUAUUCCACGCAGGUCUAGACUGCUGAUGCACAAUUGUAAAGUACAAACACACAGACACACACACAAACACGCUUCCUGUGGCCCCCGCCCACAAACCCUCCAACUCCCAGGGAACCGAUAGGCAAGACUUUUUCAAAGACUAUAUUGUCUUUGCUGGAACCUCAGCGAAGGGCCAGAACAUUCACUUUUCUUUUUCAGUCAUCUUUCUACUUUUUGAUAUAAAACCAUGUGAAGCUAACUCGUUUUAACUGCUGUGCUUUGUUCGGUAAGACACACCAGACUGUGACCACAAAGAAUGUCCCUGUUUCCUCCCUUCCCACUCUACAAAAAUGUGUGUAUUACAGUGAACCCCCGUUUAUCGCGAGGAUACGUUCCGGACCCACCCACCUUUACUUCUUCCAAAUGAUUCGAACACGUGUCAAUUUAUUGACAAAUACUUCGAGCUAAUAAAAAACACUUUAGCGCCUGUUCUCAGUCUCGCUCUCAUAGUUCUCCAAUAAGAGUUCUUGCUUCAAAGUGUUUAUUUGUCACUCUCAGCUGAGUUUACUGUAAAACUAAAACGUAAAACAAGAGAAAUAAAAAGAUUUGAUAUUUCAA
Molecule: messenger RNA, 2430 nt
Organism: Phyllopteryx taeniolatus (common seadragon)
Lineage: Eukaryota; Metazoa; Chordata; Actinopteri; Syngnathiformes; Syngnathidae
Gene: plppr2a
Product: phospholipid phosphatase related 2a
Exons: 8
Coding region: 440-1447 (335 amino acids)
Biological process (GO): phospholipid dephosphorylation; signal transduction; phospholipid metabolic process
Molecular function (GO): phosphatidate phosphatase activity
Source: RefSeq, a predicted model, not a curated record